Messenger RNA from Penicillium olsonii, 1113 nucleotides. The record is from the annotation of a GenBank genome assembly. Lineage: Eukaryota; Fungi; Ascomycota; Eurotiomycetes; Eurotiales; Aspergillaceae.
AUGCCCUCACGGAAAUCAUAUGGGAAAUCCCACCACGGCUGCUUGCAAUGCAAGCAGCGCCGGAUCAAGUGCGACGAGACUCGCCCCCAUUGCGGAUCUUGCCGGAAAAAGCACAUCUCCUGCACGUUCGAAAGUUAUCAUCCACAGGACUUUCGCCCUUGGGGUUUCUCCGCAGCAGACCCAGGACGAAGCACAAGCAGCACAUCCAGCCUAGCUCUGGGCGAUCUCGAACUCUUAAAUCAUUGGCACACGGCAGUUGCUUCAUCACUAGCACAGAACGAGGCACUAGUCGAUGUCUUCCAGACGCAUGUUCCCCACAAGGGGAUCAGCUACCCGUUUCUCAUGCACGGGAUCCUUGCAAUUUCAGCAUUACAUAUAUCUCGGGAAAUGUCAGAUUCUCGCUGCCAAAAAUAUGCAACAAUGGCAAUACAACAUCACACCCUCUCAUUAUCUUUGUCUGCGCUGAAUUUGAGUCAUAUAACGCCAGCGAACUGCCAUGCCCUUUUCGCAUGCUCUCUUCUCAUUGCUAGUUUCUCAUUUGGGUAUCGGGGGUCAGACACCCCAAGAUCCAUGACCAUGGGCGAAGUGAUAAGUACUUUACAGUUGCUCCGCGGGUCUGCUUCAAUUGCAGAGACAGCCAGACCGUGGAUAGAGCGGGGUGAUCUCAAACCCUUGUUGAAAUUCACCCGGGGUGCACACCAAAGCCAAACGUCGCAAGUCAAUGAAAUUCAUACUCGAUUAAAAGCACUGCUGGGACUACAGGCCAACGCCUGGCUGUUCAAAUGCCAGCGUAAGCCGGUAGUGCAAAAGUCGAUCCAAAAGCUCAUGGAUGUUGUUGAUUCAUAUGUCGCCACCGAGAACCCGAGAACAAUCCUCGCCUGGCCUACUAUGAUUGAGGCUGAAUAUCUGGAUCUCGUGCUAGAAAAGGAACCAAUGUCGUUAGUCACGCUUGCUCACUACGGGGCACUUUUGCAUCUCAUGACCAAGGCUUGGUGGAUGAAAGGCUGGGGGGAGACUAUGGUUAACCUGGCUAAAGGGUGCUUAGACAUGUCCCUACAAUCCGCAAUUGCCUGGCCUCUAGCUGUGAUCAACAAUUCAGGUGCAGGAGAAUAG